GAAACAUAUGAUAUAGCAGUAGUUUUCUUAGAUCUAUUGUGAUUCCAGUAAGCCAUUUUUGAUUAUUGUUUUCUAAUGCUUCCCCAUCCCAUAUUAGCAUCAGAGGAUGACAAGGAAUUUGUAGUUCGAACGAUCACGAAUUUGCCCCAAAUAUUGAGUGAAUUUUUUAGUAGCUUGGAAGCAGUCUUCAUUGAUUCUAAAGGAAGUGAGUACCAAACUCAAGCAGGCAUUUUGUACCUAACUGUUCAGAGGCAACUUCAAAUAUUAUGCUGUUUACCAAAGAAUUCGUUCCAUGUGAUCAGCAGCAAAAGCAAGGAAACAAAGUUAGAUGAAGAGCUUCCAAAAUUGCUUAAUCGUCUGAGUAUGUUGUUUCUGGAUAAUUUAAUUGGUCUUGGACCGGAGGCACUUUCAUGGAAAAAACUGUGUUUACAAUUAGCUGAGGACUGCGCGGAACACAUAGAUCACGCACGUAUUGUAUUUCCCAUGUGGAUGAGACUAAGCCGACAGUUUUUGACAAUGAAUUCUCCGCUUUUUAUUUUCAUGAAUGUUAUGUAUUGUGUACUAGUUUUGUCUUGUGUAAGUAUCAUGAUGAUUCUUGCAAGCUUCGCGCCACCUAUACACGUCGGAAUUCCGAUUGGUAGCAUCACAACUGUGCUCUUAUUAUCUGUGUCUGCUAUUCAGUUUGUAAACUUUAUUUUUUCAGUGUGGUCAUUGAAUAUUCUGUAUACGAGGAUGGUUGAGUUACAUGCAAUUAAUUAUGGCAAUACAACGUGUGCGACGCUAAAAUCGGAGGGCCACCUGAUGCAGAAUUACAAGAAGCAAAACGUUAUAAUUCAACCAGACGUGACUACUGACAAUUCCAGAGCAGUGGUGGAGGGGCAACUGACAAAGGAAGCCUAUUACACGAUUCCCUAUGGUAAUGGUGUUGGUUACAUUGAUAGCAGACGGUUGGAUGAGCAGGUAGUUAUGAUUGCAUAUGAUAAAGAUUUCCGAAUCACACGCUGGAACAUUGCCGCUGAGGAGCUGACUGGAUUUUUAGAGGAGGGAUGCAUAGGUAGACCAUUGUCUGAGUUGGUGCAAUGCUCCAAUGGUACCAACAUAUGCGAGGAGCUUCGUCACACAGUGCGCGAAAAAGUGAUCAAAUUAAGACUUCGCGCCUUGGCUAUGAAACCAACUCUGCUUUACACUGCUGUUGCUCCCAUCCUUGAUUCAGGAGGAGAGGAAAUAGGCAACAUUCUUAUUUGCACUAAUACAAAGGACAACUUACAUGAGUAUCGCAAUUAUAUCGGUGAUUACGUAACGAGUGAAAUAUGUGAGUCGUUGUCCCUUAUAUCGAAACGCGAAUCCAUUUCUCCCCAGGAUGCCUUAUCACUGAGAUUCUUGCACAAUUUUACUGAGAACAAUUACGUGCAAGCCAUAAUGGACCUUUGUCAUGAAGUGACCACCGACUGGGAGUGGACGAAUGUAGAGCAACUCAUUGGUAAAGGUCUCAGUAUGAAUCUUAGUCGCUUUAAGGUUGUGGUUGAUCCACUUUUUCCACAGACAUUGUACUUAAGUCCGUAUGAUGCCAAGGCGAUUGGUGUGGUGUCUACUUUGGCAAAAGGGAGGAGUAUUGUGAGUUUUCGAGUGCUUAAUCCCACAGGAAACGUUUUUAGUUUAAGCGUAUCGAUUCGUACAAGUGAUAGUGAUCCGCUAUGGGACCCUGUAUGUGUAGAGGAAAUGUUGAAACCGUUUCUUAAGAGCACCCUUAUAAACAUUUAUUUUUCUAGUAGAAGUGUUGAGCUUCGCUUCCCGUGCCAGGUGGCAACCAUCUUGGAUGAUACUUCAGACAUAUCGGGGGUAAAUCUUGCUAUGCAUCUUUCUCAAGCUCGUGCAGCCAUUACCUCUACUGUAAACGUUGUAACGCUCAUCAAGAACAUGGCAAAUCAGUACAACCUUUCCCUCAUUUUGCUAAAGACAAUGUUUGUUACAUUAGCAAAUGUCCAAGACCGCGCGGAUUUAGAGCGCAGACUCACUGCACGACCCUGUGAAGUGGAUGUGGUGAUUUGUGACAGCGAGUGGCUCUGUACUGCGAGGGAAAUACUCUUAACAAAUGAUCAUGGCGCCAUUAUUAUACCCAUUAUGGACUCUGAAAUAGCACUUUCUUAUGUUUUCAAGUUUGCGAUCCGUAUGCCGAUGGUCGGUCGUGAUUUACUCCAAAUGAUGAUAGAGGUAGGUAAGGUAGUGUCAGAAAAAAAAAGCGCUGCAACCGUACACGAAGAGCGUGAGCGCAUCUUGACUCUCCGACACGACUCUCCUUGGACCAAGGGCCGUCUUCUGGGGCGCGGAUCAUACGGUGCUGUCUAUGAGGCCACAAGUGACAUGACUGGGGGAAAGAUGGCAGUCAAAAUGUUCUACUUUAGUGCUGAACGGGAGGAUUUGAUCACCAAUUUACUUAAUGAGAUCAAGAUCAUGUGCAGCCUCAAUCACCCGAACAUUGUGCACUACUUUUAUUGUGAGCGCAAGGAUAGCGAUGUGAGUCUGUUUAUGGAGCUAUGCGAUGCUUCGUUGACCGAUGUUAUCCUUCGUCGUUACCCCAAGCCGCCAAACUUAAGCGUAGUACAAAUUAUUAAGCAGGUUUUAGCAGCUAUUGAAUAUUUGCACAGCCGUGGCAUCGCUCAUCGUGAUAUCAAGCCACAGAAUAUUUUGAUCAAAGGGGAUUCAAUAAAAUUAACGGAUUUUGGCACGGCGCGUCAAGGUGGUGCCACUAGGGAGGUCCAGGGGACCUUCCGCUAUAUGGCACCUGAGGUCUACAAGGGUCAGUCCCACUCUUUGCCGUGUGACAUAUGGUCGGUUGGUUGUUUAGUGUGUGAGCUUUUUGUAUGCCCACCUAAAUUUAUGGACCAUGCUUCACUUUUAGGGGAAAUGACCUCUUCAUCGGUUUAUCUUGAGGAUGUUCCACCCAAUGUAUUGUUUCGUGAUUUUAUUUACAAAUGUAUUAAGCUGGACCCAGAGAAGCGAAGCACAUCUCAAGAACUUUUGUCACAUCCUUUCCUAACAUCCAGCGAAUUUUCAUCGGAUACAGAAAAAAUGAUUACAAUAUUUGACAACGAAUAUGACACCAACCAACUCCAUCCUGGAAAGCAAUGUGCCUUUUCUAUCUCUUCAACAUAA
This is a messenger RNA of Phytomonas sp. EM1, 3153 nucleotides long. Lineage: Eukaryota; Euglenozoa; Kinetoplastea; Trypanosomatida; Trypanosomatidae. The record is from the annotation of a GenBank genome assembly.